Molecule: messenger RNA, 3486 nt
Organism: Cydia amplana
Lineage: Eukaryota; Metazoa; Arthropoda; Insecta; Lepidoptera; Tortricidae
Gene: Srrm234
Product: serine/arginine repetitive matrix protein 2
Exons: 13
Coding region: 142-3357 (1071 amino acids)
Cellular component (GO): nucleus
Source: RefSeq, a predicted model, not a curated record
CUGGCAACACUGUUUCAACCAUAGACAAAUUAGUUAAAAUAUUAAAAAAUAUUUUACCAAGAUGGUCGUAUUGUAGAAGCUCAUAAACGUGUUAAAAAUUACAAAAAGCCGAGCAUUUAUAUAGCCUGACAAAUCGGCAAAAUGUACAACGGCAUCGGCUUGACAACACCGCGAGGCUCGGGAACCAACGGCUAUGUGCAAAGAAACUGGGCAUCAGUGCGUAAAACCAAAGAUUCCGUGAACUAUCGUACUGAGGAGGAAAUAGCCAAGUUAGAUUCGGCUUCCAAUAAGCAGCCAAAUCAGGAGAUCCUCGACCAUGAGAGGAAGAGGAAGAUUGAAGUGAAGUGUGCGGAGUAUGAAGACAGCUUGGAGGAGCAGGGGUUGCCCCGGGAGGAGAUAGCGGCGCGGGUGGCCGCGUUCAGGGCGAAGAUAUCGGAGACCAGCGAGAAGGACGUGCCCCGGGACGAAUUCGGCAGGGUAGCCGUGCGCGAAACGCACGCGGUGGCGGAGGCGCAGCAGGCGAAGAACGCGCGGCUGCGCGACGCGUUCGGCAUCUCGCCGCGCUUCGUGGAGGGCUCCAGCCUGGACCCGGAGCGGCGCGCGCGCGAGCACGCGGCGAGGUACCCGCUCGUGCGCACGCCCAGCCACGAGCGCGAGGAGCGCCCGCAGCCGCCCAAGAAGAAAAAGAAAAGAAGCACAUCGCCUGAAACAAAGAAAAUAAAGAAGAAAAAGUCGAAGAAAAACAAAAAAGAAAAACAGGUCAUGUUGCCGCUAUCGAAGAGGCAAAGAAAAAUGUUAUGGGAUUUCAUACGUAGACAAGACGGCAAGAAAAAGAAGAAGCGCUCCAAAUCCCCCGACACGGACAGUUCUAGCGACAGCGACACCAGCGAGUCGCGAGACAGCACCGACGACGACAAACGCAGGAAAAAGAAGAAAAAGUCGAGCUCAAGACGUCGCGGCAGCAGCCAGCCCUCUACCAGAGAAAGCUCGCCAGUGAAAAACAAGAAGGCUUCUAAAGAAAAGAAGUGGGAAGAGACAAACGACAGAGAAAAUGACAAUCACAGAAACAGAGAUCGCGAGGAUAGAAACAGGAAAUAUGAGAAAAGAGACGAACCGCAGAAGAGUAGAAGUGAAUCUAGAAGGAGAGACGGAAGCCCGGAGCGUCAGGCCUCGCCACAAUACAGACAUAAGUCUUAUGUCACUAAAAUAGACAAUCGCAGAGAACGGUCAAGAGAGACCUCAGAGAAACGGGCACCCAAGCGCAACCGCAGAGACCGCUCAUCCUCCAACGAGUCCCAAGAACGAUUAGACAAACCAAAGAAACGUCGCGACCACAGCGGCUCAUCGACCGAGAAACGCAGACGGAAAAGCGACUCCCCUGACAGAAAAGACGACCAUUACAGAAAGGAAAAAGCACCCAACAGACGCAGAGAAAGCCCAGACGUCAAAGACAGACGGCAGCGGAGCGAGUCGCCUGAUUAUAGAAAGAGUAGAAGAGAGGAACGCGAGGAGUCACAUGGGAGAAAGGAUGAUAGAAAUGAGAAAAGAAGGAAUAAUCAUGAGCGUUUAGAAGAGCCGAGAAAGAAGAAUCACGAAGAACCGCGCAGAAAUAGAGAGAGUUACGAAGAGCCGCGGAGAAUCCGAGAGAGCUACGAAGACAAAAAUCAACGCAGAAAGAGAUCGCCCUCUCAAUGUAAACGGUCACCAUCGCCGGAGCGAGACCGCUCACCUAAAAACCGGAACAAAGAUAGGAAGGAACCCGCAAAAUCAUACAAAAACUCGAGGCCGGAGAGGCGCGCCUCGUCUUCAGAAUCCGAGGACGAACAGAAAAAGUCUAACAAAGCUAAAGAUAAAUCAAGAUAUUACAAAGACAGAAGCCCGUCACCACAAAGGGAGCGUCGGCGGAGCCCCAGCACAGACUACAGGAGGAAACGGUCGCCGUCCCCUAAGAAAGCGGACAAGUACAAGAGCGUAGUGAAACCUGGGGAAAACAAGCGCGAGCGCAGUCGGUCGAGGUCACCCUCGCCGAGUUCGCGCCGGAGGUCACCGACCCCUAACUCACGCCGGAGGUCACCGACCCCGGACCGCCGCCGACGGCAGCCAUCCCGCUCCCCCGUCAGAGAUAGACGCAGAGAGUUCAGAAAGUCCCUCGAACGAAAAUCUCCCCCCAAGACUGUAAACAGAGACAAAGAGAAGGAGAACCAUGAGCGCUCCCGAGAACGCGAGCGGCGAGAACGCAAAUCUAGAUCGCGAAAUCGCAGCCGCAGCACGUCCAGCCUCAGCUACUCGCCGGCGAGACGAAGCCCCGAACGCUACCGCGACAUUAUAGACCAGUUACCGGAGAAAGACAAACGCAAAUACAUCAGGGUCCCGGACAAGAAGAAAACCUCGAACGUGAAACCCACGGCCGUUUGCUUGAGAAGUUCUUCAAGCGAAAGCGGCGAUGGCGGCGACGGCGACACGUUGCCGCCCGACGAACGAGCGAGACAAAACGAACUAGACUUACAAGAAUUCCACGACCUGAAACUGCGAUUAGCUCAGAAAGCCAAAGCUUCCAUGGAAAGGCGACGCGACGAAGAAGCGACCACAUCCCGCUCGGAGCCACCGCUCGAAACCAAACGUACUCCCACUCCUGAACAGAAGUCUCCGGAAAAACCCAAAGAGAUUGUAAAGGAAGUAAAGGAGCCUGAACCUAAAAAGGAAAAAAGUCCUUUGAAUAUAGAGAGUUCUCCGGACGAACGUAGGAAAGAAGUUCGAAAGCGAAGUGGUUCUCGUAGGAGUUGGUCAAAAUCAUCCGGUUGGCGGUCGUCACGAUCGAGGUCGCGCGGCAAGUCGAGGUCUAAAUCUAGAUCGCGCAAGUCCCGGUCGCGCGACAAGUCGAGAUCCAAGUCCAGGUCGCGCGGGAAGUCGAGGUCGAAAUCGCGGUCGCGUGACAAGUCGCGUUCGAGGAACAAGUCGUCGCGUUCACGGUCGAGGUCGCGGUCGCGUUCGAGGUCUUCGCGGUCCAGAUCCAGGUCCUACUCAUCGUCAAGGGGUUCCCGUUCAUCUCGCUCUAGCUCGUACAGCAGCCGGAGUUCGUCUCGCUCCCGCUCCACGUCGACUCGCUCCUCAAGAACAAUGACGGGCGUGUACGCCGAUUACCGUAGAUCGGCCCCGCGAUCAGUGCGGUCACCCCGGUCACCGCGGUCACCGCGGUCACCGCGGUCACCGCGGUCACCGACGGGCCGCGUGGCGCGCGAGCGGUCGCCGUCCAUCCCGCGGCGCGCCGGGUCGCCGAGCUUCCUCGACCGGCGCCGCAUCACCAGCGCACCCGUUGUAGAUCUAACAUCAAAUAAAUUCAAGUAUAGAAGAAGAUAAGAGCUAUGAACUAUUACUGAACUGAAGCUGUCGACCGCCACCACAGUAGAUGAAGUGCUAUAUCGGACAUUUAUUUUGAGUGUGUUUUGUUUCAAUUGUUUUAUCUCAUUAAAGUUACUUAUCGUAUAA